AUGAUUAUCAUUCGACAUGUUAAUAAUAAUAAUAAUAAUAAUAGUAGUAAUAGUAAUAGUAUAUAGUAAUAUUGUUAUUAUUAUUUUUAUAAUAAUAAUAACAAUAAUAAUAAUAACAAUAAUGACAAUGACAGUGACAGUGACAGUGACAGUGACAGUGACAGUGACAGUGACAGUGACAGUGACAGUGACAGUGACAGUGACAGUGACAAUGACAAUGACAGUGAUAAUGAUAAUGAUAAUGAUAAUAAUAAUAACAACAAAAAUGAUGAUGAUGGUGACAGUGACGGUGACGAUGAUGAAGAUGAUGAUGAUAAUAAUAAUGAUAAUCGCGGGCGCGUAACUUCAUUGGUGGACCUCACUGAUUGCAAUAAUAUAGUUAAAACUAGAAAAUACAUGCAUGCAGAAACCCUCGCAUUGCUGACAAAACCGUUGUAUUUUACGAACAUGAAGUAUCUAAAGUAGUUGUCAUGGUAACACGAUAAUUUUUUAAGAAUAUUCUUAAUACAAAUGAAAAAUCGCCUAAAAAUAUCACUUUUAAUUACAAAAUUAUCAAUUUCCCAACAUAUUUAUGUUAGGUAUGUAAUUAUACGUAAUACAAGCUUCAAUUUAAGGUAAAAUUCCACCACAAACAAUUGACAAAACGUUUUAAAGUGUUCUUUAUAAAACUAAACUGCCUUUAACUAUUAAAUGGCUUUAUCGAUAAACUUUGAGUUUUGCAAUAAAAUGAUUUCAAAUUCUCGCUUGCAAAUAACUUUGCUUUAUUUUUAUUUAAAAAAUUCAAUAUAAUAAAAAAGGGAGCAAUAUUAAAGAUACACUGAAAUUAUAUGCUGUCUUGUUUAGUUGUUUCAUAUACGCAAAGGCCGUCGGGUUUUAAAGCCAUUAUAAAAUCAAUAUUUAAAACAAACUUACCUUUGUUAACGUCGGCUCCCUUCUUUUAGCUGAUUCUUUCGCCCUUUCUUUCUUGAAAUUUACAAAAUCUUGCAGAAAUACGAGCAAAAAUGAAGAAUAUUUGCAAGAAAUUUGUCAAUCAUCAACUCAUCAAAUCAAGAAAUGUCAAAUGUUUGCUAUUUCGCUGUCGUCAUGCAGCCGUUAUAAUGCAAACUUUAAUUUGGACCAAUCAGUGUCCGCUUUUAAUGACAGUCCGCCAUAUUUUUGAGAUCAGUGAGGAUGACCACCCAUCGUUGGUGACCGACGCCCGCGCUCAUUGAUGAACUUCAGACUUCCCUAAUGCUUUCGUUUCUCCGGGUGUAAAUAGCCGGGGGGAAUUAGUACCCUCGCACGGCGCUUCGCGCCGCCGGCUCGGGGAAUAUAGCAUAGGGCAAGUUUUCUUUUAAUGUUUAAUAUUUACGAAGUUUGUUGCUUUAAACCAUUUCGGUCCGUUUGUCCCAAUUCAAUGUGUCAUCAAGUUUAACUCCCAAACACAGGAUUGAGUACACUCUGGGAAUCAGCUGAUCGUUAAUAAUUACGCGAAACUCAUUUUUAUUUUUAUGAUUUGAUCCAACAUACAUUAGUUUGGUUUUUGUUGAAUGAUGCUACAGUUUCUAAAAGACUAGCCAUUGACUAAAAUUGUUUAAAUCAUGAUUUAAAUUACCAUUAAGUUAAAAUCGCGGAUAAAGUAUCCGUGAAUCGUCUACAUAUAAGCAUGGAGGUGACUUCUCAAGACAAUCAGAUAAAUCAUUAAUAUACAACAAGAACAAUAUGGAUCUUUGAGGGACCCCACAAACAAUCCUUUUUGGUGCUGACAUUGCACCAUUAACAAAUGACACUUGUUCUCUAUCAGAAAGAUAGGAAUCAAACAGUUUCAAUUCAAUACUUGAAAUCCCUAAUUGUUCUUUCAUUUUGCGCCAAAGAAUAUUAUGAUUAAUAGAGUCACACGCUUCAUGUCAAAUCAAUAUUUGAAAAAUAUAGACAAUAAGUUACUGUAUGCAUGUUUUUCUAGUAUUAUAUUAUAUAAAACGAUUUCGCUGCCAGAUUUAUUCUAUAAAAUUAUCAUUCACGCCAUUCUUCGGAAACCGAAGCUCUUGAGACAUAUGGUAGAAACGCUUGGCCUUCAUUGAAGAUAUCCAGGAAUGCCGGAAGUUGCUGAUGGCAAGGGGUGCAAUUGGUUAACAAGAGGGCAUACUCUAUAACAAAAGGGCACCAAUGAAAAUGAAAAUGAAAGGGCAGGGGCGUAGGGCGAUAGAGCAUCUAAAAAUUAUUUUUGGCGACCCCUCCCCCUUCCCCCCCCCCCUACCACGUCGCCAAAAAAUUUUCGGUCGGUGUACCAUUUGGGGGGUCAAAAUUUUUUUCCGGAUAUACCACAUUUUUUUUCAAAUUUUCCGGAUAUACCAAAAAAAAUUUUCCGAAUAUAUGUUAUUUGUUCCGGAAAUUAAAACAUUUUUCCGGAAAUAACAUAUAUUGAAUUUUUCAAAAAUGCACUUUGGGCAAAAAAUGCAAUUUUAAUGAAAAAUUUUAACGCAAAAAAGGGCACUUUGUGCAGCCGCACUGCACCCGUGGUUGCGGCAUCCCUGAAGAUAUCACCGUUAUAUACAUGUCUUUGAAUAUCCUAUCCAUCAGUUUGACUAUGAUUUUAAACUUAUAGGGACCUCCCAAAUACAUAACACUACGUAUACCUCCCACGUCUACGUACAAAUUGGAUCAAACAACAAUCUUUUCACUCUUUUUAAAACUUACCUAACUGUGUACUCAUAUAUUUUCAGGUAUGCCUUGUGCUUCAGGACCUUGCAAUCAUGGACGAUUUUGCAUCAAUGAGGGAAGUAAUUUCACGUGCGAGUGCACACCAGGAUACACAGGAAAACAAUGUGAAGAACGAAGUAAGUUUUAAUGAGUUUUUCUAGGGGCAAACAUCUGGAGAUGAAAGGGCUAUUGAAUAUAUUCAUGUACUAUAUAAUUUCACAAAUAUGUAUCUUGCGACAAAAAACGCCACGUGGUCGUACAGUUCAUGAAAAUGUAUAUCCUAGAAUAUUUUAAUUUAUUUUUUUAUUUGUGCAUGCCUAGUGAUAUUUUUGAUUUCCUGCAAUCUGAUUGGCUGCAGCAGCGGGCAGCUUUUUACGAUAUCUUGACCGUGGUCCAAAAGAGUUAUUUUUUACCAAAAACCGAGGAGUGAAGACAAUUUUCAAACUCAAAACACUACCCAAAAAGUUUAAAAAUCCGCCCUAUCGAUACUAAAGAUAGUAAAAUACAGUAAAUUGGCUUCAGUGGACUUAGUGCCAAGCCCGAAAUGUACUUUUCUCCGACCAAACUGCGAAAAAAACAAAUAUAAACAUCGAAAAACACUUGCCAGUGCUACAUGUUUUGAUUCAAAUGUUCCACAUAUAUUCAGCUAUUCUUCAAAAAUAUACGUAUAAAUAUAAAUAGUACAACGUACAACUUGUGCUUAAACAUAUGAUAAAAUGUUAAUUAAAAAAACAACCUUAAUAUUAAAUGGCAGUUUAAAGACGAUUCCUGGGCUUAUUCGGGAAAAAUUGUAUUUAUAAAUGAUUGUAAACAACAAAUUGUUUUUCGGCAACAAAAAUUCGUAUUUGUCUGUCAAAAAGCAUUUUUUCAAGCAUGUCCAUGCUGCAAAACAAAUCGGAAAAUAAAUAUGUUUACUUUGUUUACCUUCUGUUUUCUUGUUGAGUAGAAAAUCAUCUAUUGCAAUAAAACUAUAAAAGCUUUUUAUCCAGCUGUUAUCGCGUCGUUUUAGCAGUUUGUCAGCCAUGCUUGCCCUAAAGUAACAGACGCAACUGAUCUCAAAUGUACUUCGCAACUGGAAUUUUAUCGGAAUUUCAUUAUAACCAUGAGCUAUCAAAUAAAAAAAUAAACACGUUAUUUACCGUUUAGGUCGGUCCGUACUAAAAAUUAUUUUCCCUCAGCCUCAGAAGCGUCCCUCGGCCUUCGGCCUCGGGCCGCUUCUGAGAUCUCGGGAAAAUAUUUUUUCAGUACGGACCUCGCAGCCGGUAAAUAACAAAUAUGUAUUCAUUUUUGUAAAACAUUGCAUUAUUUAGUAAGUAGUUUCUAAAUUAUUAUACCAUGGUAACUUCCUCGUUUGACUUUGUAGUCACACAAGAAAUGUACCCUUUAUUUAAAACGGCUUUUUUUUCGUUCUAGCAUGCAAGGACCCUAAAGCGUUAGGAAUGCAGAAUGGAAAGAUCCCAAAUUCAAGACUCAAAGCCUCGAGUGAAUGGAAUAGAGACUGGGGUCCAGGAUACGGCAGAUUACAUGGGAGUAGAUGCUGGAUUGCUCGCCCAUCAAAUACCAACCAGUGGCUGCAAGUUGAUUUCAAAUAUAGAGCAACAGUUACAGAGAUUCUCACACAAGGCCGAAGGAAUGCAUAUCAAUGGGUUAGAAGCUACACUGUUGCUUAUUCUGACGAUGGCAUUAACUUUAAAACAUACAAAGGGGAUAAAGCGCAAGAUAAGGUAACCCAACUGUGGUAUAUUUUUUCGUCCGGCAGCUCUUUGUCCGGUUGCAUUAAAACAAUUAUAAUACCAUGAUCUUCGGAAAUCACUUUAAAAUUUGGGCAUCUCACUCGCUAAAAUGAAUUGCAAAUGCAAAUUUCAAAAGUAAAUUAAAUUUUAUGCAUUUAUUAGUCCAAACAAGGAGAAGUUGAUUUCUGGUACUUUGUAGGUGUAUUGGUCUUAUAUUGGUGCUGGAAUUUCUCAAUCAUAAACCUUGGUUAACCUUAAUCCUUAAUCCAUAUUGAUCCAUACGUUAAAUAAUAGACGACAAGUUUUUUUUUUGCAAUCAUUGGAUUCAGUCCGUUUGUUUGCUGUCGCUGUCGCGUACCAGUUUUGAAAAGGACCCAGGGCAUCGUUAAAUGUACUUAUUAUUUAUUUAAAAAAUUCCUGGUUUCUGAUUGGCUAACAGCCAACUGUGAAAUUGUCAUAUCAACUCAAUGGCUAACGAAAUCUACGUUUUUCACAUUCAUAAUAGCAAAAUGACGUCAAAGAGUCAAUAUGAAAAAAAAUUGGACGCGCUUGCGCCAUAUUACUAUGACGACGAGAAUCAUAUUGACUCGCUGACGCCAUCGAUAUGACGACGACGGCUGCAGAAGGACUAAAGAAUUGUUUUUUUCUUAAUACAAGUAAAAUACAAAUGGCUUCUUCCAUUGAAAGGUUCGCCAACCUUGGCAAAGCCGAAAUUUAAGAAUUACUGGAGUAUAAAGAUUCGUUAAAUACAAAAAGAUAAACAAAAGCUUCUAGAAUAGGUAAGAACACUUUCCCUAAUUCUUGUUUGGCUGAUUAUUAACGCGGGCGAACAAAUGGAUGACCGUUUGUUUUGAAUUUUUUAAAUAAAUAAUAAAACAAUUAUUGAAUUCGGUUUUCACAUAAUAUAAAGAAUUAUCAAGCCCUCAGUUUGCCGUUAUCAACCUCAGCCUUCGGCUUCGGUUGAUAACGGCAAACUUCGGGCUUGAUAAUUCUUCAUAUCGUGCUUAACCUCAUUCAAUAAUUGUUAAAUAAUUACCGCAAGAAAAUUCACAAACAUUAAAUGUUCAAAGCAAACUUGCCGUAUAUUUCACAUUGAUUCCCCGUAAUCAAUCAAUUAUUCUUAUUUCUUUAAACGAUUUUCCAAAUAUAUGUUUUUAAAAAUUCAAAUUUUGUUUAUCCCACUCCAGGAAAGUAGCCAUAUUUUUGAGAUUAAUGAGCAGAUCCUCAUCUGCAUUCAAACUAUAAUAGAUAAGUGUUUCAUUGCUAAAAUGAUGUAUCUUUUUGAUACAGGUAUUUUCAGGCAACAUUGACCGAAAUAGUGUUGUCCGUCAAGAACUUUCGCCCGUUGUUGUAGCAAGAUUUAUCAGAAUCCAACCAAAGUCUUGGCAAUCGCACAUCUCCCUGAGAGCUGAAGUUCAUGGUUGUUUUGAAGGUAAGCUAGACGCAGCAAAUGCCCAAAUCCUAACAUUUUUAAAACUCUCUGACCUGAUUGGCGUUAAAUUAUACACUAUCUUAAAAUAUUCAAACAUUGAUUUGAUAUUAACUAUGGCAACACGAAUACAAUCAUUUUAAAUUUUUAGAAACCUUUUAUAUUUUUUGCACGAAAUGACAAAAAUAGUUGAUUAAACCACAGGAGGCCCAGGCUCGAUUUGCCCGCGCCCGCCUGUGCCUUCCUUAUAACGAGGGAAGGAAGGAGACAUUGAGACCAAAAUAGCCCGGACUUGGCAUAUGUCAUAUGAAAGUAUCCUCGAUUUUUCGCUUUUAAUGCAUUUCUUUCACGAUUAAUCGAUAUCCCCUGCAAGAAUGAUACCGUAUAUAACUCUCAAAACAACGAUGCUUUAAUCAUGCAAAGAGCUUAAAUUCGCUCUGAAAUCCGUGAGGGAAUGACAAAAUUCGGCCAAAAUAUAUCCGCGUGCCGGGUUUGCUGUGCAAAAAGCGGAGUCGUUGAACAACUCAAAAUACACUCAACUUUGAUUGGACAACGAAUAUAAACAAACAUUUCAAUUUUUUUUAACAGUAAUGUAAUAAUUUCAAUCAUACAAUCAAUACUAUUUACAAACGGUAUAAAGUGUAAAUAUUACUGCAUGUAAAUAUAACUGUAGUACGUAUAAAUUGUAUUUCACGUUGUGUUUGUUAAAAAAAUUUGAAUUGUUUGUUGAUAUUCGCUGUCCAAUCAGGGUUGAGUGUAUUUUGAGUUGUUCAACGACUUCCGCUUUUUGCACAGCAAACCCGGCACGCGGAUAUAUUUUGGCCGAAUUUUGUUAUUCCCUCACGGAUUUCAGAGGGAAUUUAAGCUCUUUGAUUAAAGCUUCGUUGUUUUGAGAGUUAUACGGUAUCAUUCUUGCAGAGGAUAUCGAUUAAUCGUGAAAGAAAUGCAUUAAAAGCGAAAAAUCUAGGAUAGUUUCGUGUGACAUAUGCCAAGUCUGGGCUAUUUUGGUCUCAUGCAAUGUCUCCUUCCUUCCUCGUUAUAAGGAAGGCACAGGCGGGCGCUGUCAAAUCGAGCCUGGGCCUCCUGUGAUUAGACAGGAUAAUAUUAUAGGAAAUUUCAACACAUUUUCGUUAAAUGAAUACGACAAUGUUCGUGCUUAGGGGAAAAAAUCAAAGCAACUAAAUUCAUAAAUAUUAAACAAUCCAAGUUGAACGUUCUCGACAUCAACCUCGUACCCAGAGCAUUUUGUUUCGGGUCGGUGAAAAUGGCCCUGGCAUCGGCCGGUCACAUGACCUCAAAAUCUCCAGUAUUUGGCGUGUUCAAUUAUGAUAAUUUAUGCUUUUAAUACGUAAAUCAAAUAAUUAUAUACAUUGUAAUUACUGACAGGAGUAAACAUACUCAAUGCCGCGUAUAUAAUCAAAGAGAAAGCAACGUUGCUUAAACCUCAUUCAGCAACAUAGCCCGUAAUAUUGAUGACUUUUUAACAUAUGCAGAGCCUGGUUAGCCUGUGAUUCAAUUCUUAAUGAAUAACCAAACCGCUUCAGCGUUUGCUUUACUGUAAAUCCGUAUAUGAGCAAAUAUAUUCCUAUCAAAAUCUUUAUUUGACUAUAACGCUGAACGGUUCUUGAAAUCAACGUACAUGUAAAAACAACGUAUGUGAGAAAUGUAUGUUGAAUUGAAGCAACUACUUGAACUACUCAUCUAUACAAAAUGUACAAAGACUAAAAAUCUUCUUUACUCAAUACUUUAGUCCUUUAAGAACUGAUUAUAAAUUUGCCACUGCACUCGUUCCGCCAAAAUGAUAAUCAUUCCCACAUAUAUUGAAUUCCAUUCGAAAUCAUUGACCAAUCAAGUUGCAAAACAGACCAGCCGUAGCCAGAGCCUUUUUAGCUGACCAUCCAACCGCGGAAGCAAAAACCCCUGCGUACGAGGUUGUCUCGACAUUUCCCGAUUUCCCAUAAUAAAUCCAAUCUUCUCAUUUCUUCAAAGCAAUAUUGCUUGGAAGUUCAAUGAAUGAAACGAUUUCUAAACAUAUGUGUUUGAAAAUUGGAAUCUUGCUUAUCCCACUCCUAGCUAACAGUCAUCAUGUAUUUCUAAGAUCAGUUAGAAAAUCCACCCAUACACCAUGAAACAAUUUUAGACUUCUCCAAUGCUUUCUGUUUCCCAAUACGUGAACUAGAAAUACAUGCUUGCAGCAACCCCUUGCCUAUAUUUCCCAAACAUUGUUUUAACAUGAAGCAUUCGAAAAUGGCCAACAUUCAACGCAAGCAUCCGUUGCGUUUAAAGUGUUGCCAUGACAACACGAUAUUUUUUCAUUUUUAAUUAUUUAAUUUUUUUGUACCAAACUGAAAAAUAGUUGAAGGAUUAGUACUUGUAAUUGUGCAAUAAUGAAUUUCCGAAAUAUAUACGGCAUGUUAUUUUGCAUUUUGUAAAAUUUAACUUGAAACGCUUCGUAAAAUGUUCUGAAAUCUUUAUUCCACUAAACUAUAUCUGCCGAUAAACUGUUUUUACUUGAUGAAACAUAAGUUCAAAUUAUUGGGUAAUUCAAUUCCGCCUGCAAAUCAAUUUGCUCUCCUUUGCAUUUUAAGAUUUCUUAAAUGAAACAGGGUAAUUUAGGAAACUUACAGCUCCGUUGGAAAGGAAACAGUUUAUGUUUUUAAGUAAAUAGUAAAAGCAACAAGAUUCAUAAACAUUAAACAUUCAAAGCGAACUUGCCUUAUAUUUCACGAUUUCUCAUAGUAAAUCAAUUCUUCUCACUUCUUCAAACAAAAAUUGCUUUAAAGAUAAAGCUCGUUGAGUAUGAAACGAUUUUCCAAAAAGUCAUGUCUUUGAAAAUUGAUAUCUUGCUCAUUGAAAAUUGAUAUCUUGCUUAUAAUCAGCCAUAUUUUCGAGACCAAUGAUGAGAUACACCCAUAAACCAUGAACUUUACACCACUAUACGCUCGUUUUCCACUCAAACCUUUCGCCGCCGCUGGCGAAACAAUUUCGCGGCGAAAAAUGUCUAGCGCAAAAACGUAGACAAAAGGGCGAAUGUUAACUUCUUGCCAGGAUCACAUUUGAUCACACUCCAAAAGUACGAGAGACCUUUGGUUAUGAUAACGCCAGUGAUAGGGCCAUACAUAACUAAAUCUAACAAAAGACGUGAAACCAUUGGACCCAGUGAAAGGCUUUGUGUAACAUUAUGUUAUUUUGCAACCGGUGACGCCCAGCAAACUAUUACUAUGAGUUACCGAAUCAGCCGAAUAACUGUCGGUACAAUUUUGAAGGAAACAUUAUAUUGUUAAGAGCAAGUGUGAAUUUGCUUUCGCUUUGUUUGCGUUCCACAGUAUCACUCAAAAAAUCCGCUCGUUGAAAUAAGGGGCGAUCCAAAAUGUAUUUUAUACGGGGCCGGAGCAAAAGGUAAGGCGGCACAUAAAUUGUUUUCAGCUCCAUAGAAGCGGAGUACAUAACUUUUUCUGCCUUGCAACUGCAUAGAAGCGCGGCCAGGCACAAAGUUAUUUCUGCCUUGCAAGGUAAUCUACGGCAAGCACAACUGUACAAACUUCCAAUAUCUCAAGAAAGAAACAAUCUAAGACAAUCUGGCAAAGUAUCUUAUAUAUUACUGAUACUGAAUUAUCUUUAAUAUAAUUUAAAUUGCGAUGUGAAAUUUCGUUCCAAUGUAUUGAAUAAUAGAUGGAAAAUUUAUCUGUUUUUAGAUCAACCCUGUUCAGAUGAUCCAUGUCUUCAUGAAGGAAGUUGUGAACAUGUUGGAAAAGAUUUCCAGUGUACUUGUCUCCCAGGGUAUUAUGGGAAAACCUGCGAACAGAAAGGUAUUUGAUAUUUUAAUGAUGUGCCUUACAACUUAGUAGGUUAAUUAUUCGAAGCCAAAUUUGGAAAUAUACUGUAUUUCGUCAAUAUUUUGCCUGAUUGGGCAAAGAUGGAUCUAAUAUGUGUUUUAUUGUAAUGAAAAUAAUCCUGAAACAAAAAAUUGUCCGUAUAAUAAUAAUACAGCGACAAUACGUAUGGGAUAUCGGCGGCAUUGACGUGCAUGUUGCAUGGUGGGGGGGAGGGGGGGUGGUGGAGCAGAAAGAAAAAAAGCUUUUAGGGCACGCCGAAACUGCAUGACAUAAAACCAACUUUGUAAAUUAACCAAAAUUUGUAGCCUAAUAGGUAAAUAUUGGACACAGUGUUCUUGACCGACUCACUGCGAACGGUACACAUGCGAAGUAUACUGUAGGUAACCCGAAGGACAGAUCUAGAUUCUUUUUAAUGCUUAUCUCUUUAUUUUCUUUCUGGAAUUUCAGUCAAAGAGUUUUAAUAAUAUUACGUAUUUUUAGCUUUGCCUGUCUUCUUAAUGAUCCCAGUAUAUUCACUUUGUAGCGAACAAUGCAAUCAAAACUCUCAUUUCAUCGACUAGUUCGUUAAAACCGCGCCAUGUUUUAUAAUUAUGAGUGCAAAACGACUAACCACUCGAAACUCUGCUUAGGCAAUGUGAAAAAAGUUUAUAGAAUCGGGAAGCUGAUAUGCUAAAUUUCACACGUGUAAAAUAUCGUCCGUUGUGAGAAUAUGAUUUUUAUUUUAUCCACCAAUCUCUAUUCUUGUAAAAUAAAAUGUAUUGCUAUUCUAAUCAUGGUCGCACAUGCAGGUCUAACAUUUAUCCAUAUACAUGUAUUACAAAUUUUCUUAUACUAUAAAAGGAAGUUCAUGACUUGUUUAAUUUUUAGAUUGCAAGGAACCAUUGCGUCUUGGCAUGGAAAAUGGCGAGAUCUUGGACGCACAAAUUACCGCUUCAACGGAAUGGGCCAGCAACAAUGGCGCAAAUAAUGCAAGACUGAACCUACGACGACCACGAAAUAGUCACGCAUGGGUUCCAAGGACGGCCUCUGGAUCAUGGCUACAAGUAGAUUUUGAACUUCAGGCAACAGUUUCUGAAGUAUUAACACAAGGACGAGGUGAUUAUCCUCAGUGGGUGAAAAGUUACACUUUAUCCUACAGCAGUAAUGGUCGUGAUUUCCAUCCACAUCGUCAAAAUGGAGUGUUGAAGGUACUUUAAUUAAUUUAUGAAUAAUUACCAUUCAGAAAUAAGAAUUGCUGUUAGUAUUGAAAGUGAUUCAAUAUUUCUUUUUUGCAUUAAAGUCAAAUUUGUACCAAAAAGGUACACAAAUGUACAGUUAUAUGGUUAGAAUAAAUAAGUUUUACACUAUUUAUUCAUGGAACGAAAUUUUGCGCAAUAUUUCGCGAUUGUGUUGUAAAGAAAUUGUAAAAUUACCAGUAAUAUACCUACAUAAAAUGCCAUGCUGAGUGGUUAUAUUACUACCUUAAAAAAUAAGCAGAACUCGACGUUUCGAGCGAAGGCCCUUUGUCAAGAGUUAGUAGUUAGAGUUAGUCCACUAACUCUUGACGAAGGGCCUUCGCUCGAAACGUCGAGUUUCUGCUUAUUUUUUAAGGUAGUAAUAUAUAAACACUCAGCACAGCAUUUUCACUUUGGUACUACCAACACAUAUACCUACAUAGCUUGUUUUUCCACACGAUUAAGUGAAUUAAUUUUAUAAUGGCUUUCUAAAAAACCCUUUUAUAUCAGUCUUAAAGGAGGGUGGGAAAGAGUAUUUUCGUGAGACGUGAAUGGUCAAUAUUUGUGCGCGUGAAAUGUGAAAUGCUUGAUUUUAGUGUCGUGAAAUGUGAUUUUUGUCGGGAAAUUGUUUUCUUAUUUUUCAAGCAGUUGAAUAACCCACUCUUUGCAACUACUUCUAACGUUGCUACCUACCCAUAGUAUUUAUUCUUUAAGUCACUUUGUUUCAGGCCAAAGUAAAUGUAGCUGCAAUUAUAAGUCCCAAAACAUCGCUAUGUUUCAUAUAAUUUUUAUUAUUACAUCACAAUGAUUGCAUUUGAAAGAUUAGUCUGAGUUUAUUGAUUACAAUGAUUUUAUUUCAAUGAUUACAAUGAUUGCAUCUUACACCAUUUUUAUGAAAUUGCCUUACAAUCAAAAUUUAAAUUCACGAAAAAAGAUAGUUUGCCAAACAAUCUUAAUUAGCUCGUUUCGUUCUUGAGAUAUUGACAAUUUUGAUAUGAUUACAUCGAUCUCAAGAUUUAUAUCAAAUCCUUUAUAAUUUCUUCAGAUAUUUUCAGCAAACAGAGAUCAAAACACAAUUGUACGUCGGGAUGUUUCUCCCGUCAUCGUGGCCAGGUAUAUGAGAAUUUAUCCACGGUCAUGGCAUAACAAUGCUGCACUCAGAGCUGAUUUUAGUGGUUGUGUAAAAGGUAUUACGUACCAUUCAUUUUAAUCGUGAAUGGGAGGGGUGAGAAGCUUUAGAUGUACGCGCAAAUGCACGCAAAUUUUAACAAUCGGUAAACAAGACAAUCAGUUGUAAAAAUGUACUGAUACUGAUCAGGUAGUGUUCAACAAACUUGACCGAGUUAAUUUUGUGACAAGUCUGGAACAAGUUGUUGUCACUUCGCUAAAAGUUUUAUGAUGGUAACAGACUUGCUACAAGGAAGAUGCGUGCUCAUUAUAUUCAUUCAUCACAAAACGCUUUAAGCAAACAUAUACAAAUAUUAUGUUUGUGAUGUUACUCUGAGUGCAUAUCCACACCGGGCGAGCUUGAAAAAUAUGCCCGGCCACGGUCGGAUUCGAACCUACGACCUUUGGAAUACUAGCCCAAUGCUCUUCCAACUGAGCUACGCGGUCAGGACGGUUCGAGUAAAUGAUAUUUCGGAACAGUAUCUAGUUCCUUCAAUACCAAUGUGUUCUUGUAAUAUGAUUUUUUUUUUCUGUGCUGGUGUUGUGUACUCAGGUGAAUAAUAUGUUUGUGAUGUUACUCUGAGUGCAUAUCCACACCGGGCGAGCUUGAAAAAUAUGCCCGGAUAAAAAAUUCAUAUUACAAGAACACAUUGGUAUUGAAGGAACUAGAUACUGUUCCGAAAUAUCAUUUACUCGAACCGUCCUGACCGCGUAGCUCAGUUGGGAGAGCAUUGGGCUAUUAUUCCAAAGGUCGUAGGUUCGAAUCCGACCGUGGCCGGGCAUAUUUUUCAAGCUCGCCCGGUGUGGAUAUGCACUCAGAGUAACAUCACAAACAUAUUAUUCACCUGAGUACACAACACCAGCACAGAAAAAAAAAAUUCAUAUACAAAUAUUGUUUCCAUGUCGUUUUAAUGUUAGAUGUGUGUUUGUCGGAGAGCAUAACUCCAGGAUUUUUUUUAAAUAACACUCCAGCUGCACAGUGAAAUGGCUAUAGUCGGUUCUGCCCAGUGAGCCCAGUGGAUAUCUGCAGGAGUACGCCCUCAGGCGUUGCAUGUGAAGCCAUGAAGGAUGAGGCAAACUGAUGUUUUUAUCAGUGUUAAAGCUAUAUUGAAGUCUCGAUUCAUUCAUCUAUCCUCAUUUAUCGACAUUUACGACAUAUUAAUGUGCUGGAUUUUGAUAGAUUAAUUAAGAUAUUUACAUUGUAGCCCAAGGCUGAGUUGCGUGACUUAUAAAUUUCAAAAAUAUUACAUUUAAAAUAUCUAACGUUUCAUAAACAGGUAGAAAAGUCGUUAGAUAUAAGUUAUUAAAUGAAACAAAUCUACGAAUUAAAUAAUUGAAUGCAGAAAAGAUAACGAUAUAGCCUACAAAAGGCAGGCAAAAAAUUUUUGUGAUCUAUCAGAGAUGUAUCUAUCACUAAAUGGGCGAAAGUUAUUACAAAAUCUUUUGACCCUAAAGAGAAGCUUAAGUGAUGGUUCUUUAUUGAUGUUAUUGAACACAUGUCUUGGCAUCUUGGGAAACUAUGCAAGAGUUAAAGUGGUCCAAGACUUUUUCGUAAUACUGUCGUGGUAAGAUAAUUGACGACACCUCAUCUUUCCAUGCGUUCGAGAUCUUCUCCGGAAGUGAAUGGCUGAACAUUGAGGUUUUAUUAUUCCACAAUUUUCAAAUUAUGUAACGAACAUGCAUGUACUGUGAUAUUAAGGUUACUUAACAUUAUUUGGAUAUUAUUUUUGUCUACCAAUUCUUAUUCUCUUUGUGUAGAUUUUCCAUGUGAAUCUAAACCAUGUAAGAAUGGUGGAACAUGUCUGGGUUACCAUGGCGACUAUCUUUGCAGUUGUGCCGAAGGUUUUGCGGGCAAACACUGCGAGAUAAAUAUAAGUAUGACGUUAAUUUUCUAUUCAAAUCUGCCCAUAGGCAUCUAA
Paramuricea clavata is the source of this 13977-nucleotide messenger RNA. Lineage: Eukaryota; Metazoa; Cnidaria; Anthozoa; Malacalcyonacea; Plexauridae. The record is from the annotation of a GenBank genome assembly.